Molecule: messenger RNA, 1149 nt
Organism: Blepharisma stoltei
Lineage: Eukaryota; Ciliophora; Heterotrichea; Heterotrichida; Blepharismidae
Source: the annotation of a GenBank genome assembly
AUGGAAGAAGACAUCACCGCAUUACUAGAGCUCAUCCACCCCGGCGAAUCCAAAAAAUUCCCUAAUUUAGAUUCACUCUCCCUGACCUGGAAAUACCUGCCAGCUUUACCUCCUAAUCCUCGCAAUAUCCGGCUGUUUUACAGAUUUCUAAAAAAAAGGAACCUCGAAGACCCAAAAGCUUCUCUUUGCAUAGUCCAUGGGUUUGCUGAGCACAGUGGGAGGCUUAUAAAUGCUGCUGUUCAUUUUGCAUUACUUGACUAUGAAGUCCAUAUGAUUGAUUUACGACAUUUAGGCUAUUCAGGAGGCGCAAGGGCUGGGCACAACUUAUUUGAGCUACAAAGUGACAUUAAUCUUCUCCUUCAACAGGCAAGCCCUAAUCUCCCUUGUUUUUUGUGAGGACACAGCAUGGGUGGACUUCUCGCUACAACUAUCAUGAUAAAUAACCCCAAACUUACCAUUGCAGGGGGUAUUCUUACUUCUCCUUUUUAUAAGUCACCGAAUGCUGAUAUUGGGAAAUUAAAAGAAUUUUUUAUGAAUUUGGCGUCUCCUCUGAUAAACCAAGGAGUUUUUAAUUCUUUUAUUUGUCCGACUAGUGUAACUAGAGACGAUAUAUGUGUUAGAAAUAUUUUUGAGGACCAUAAAAUGAUCCCAUUUUUAGGUUCUUGCAUGGCACUUAGCAUGCUAAAACAUUUAAGGCCUAUUAUUUCAAGCUCAAAAAAAAUGAUCCACCCAGUGGCAUUUUUCCAUGGAAAUAAAGAUGCAUUAACAUGUUGUAGUGCCACUCAAAAAGUAUAUGAAAACUGUGGAAGUGAGGAUAAAACUAUGGUGGUUCUUGAAGGAGAAUAUCAUGAACCUCACCAUGAUUUAGACAGAGAUGAAUUUUUAAACAAAAUUAGCGACUGGGUAGAAGCAAGAUAUAGAGGAGCAAAAAAGCUGGGAAAUGUGGCGAGGAUAAAAAUAGGCCCUCCUGGAAUGAAAAAAAUGAGUGGGAUAUGCAAAAUUUUGGUUGUUUUAGGGGUUUUGGUUUAUUUAGGAAUCGCUUGGAAAAUAAGAAUACCAAAUCUGAUGGCUUUGAUUCUGAAAUUAAAUAGUCUGGCAUUAAGGCUAUUUUGGCCUGUGGCAUUAAUAUUUAAACAAGUAAGUAUUUAG